This is a messenger RNA of Peromyscus californicus insignis, 2856 nucleotides long. RefSeq names its product bombesin receptor subtype 3 (gene Brs3). The transcript has 3 exons. Gene Ontology annotation, biological process: bombesin receptor signaling pathway. The record is from RefSeq and is a predicted model, not a curated record. Gene Ontology annotation, molecular function: bombesin receptor activity. Lineage: Eukaryota; Metazoa; Chordata; Mammalia; Rodentia; Cricetidae. Gene Ontology annotation, cellular component: membrane. The coding region runs from base 142 to 1341 and encodes 399 amino acids.
GCCGGAUGUCUUGGGUUUUCUUUCCAUUCUGUUCUGUUCUCCUGAUACCACCUCAUUGCUAGACGUAGGCACUAGACGUGACAGUCAACUACAUCUGAACUGAGCAGAGAAGAGGUAGUGAAGGCAGAGAGUGCAGGAGACAUGUCUCAAAGGCAGCCUCAGUCACCUAAUCAGACUUUAAUUUCCAUCACAAAUGAUACAGAAUCAUCAAGCUCUGUCGUCUCCAACGAUACCACACAUAAAGGAUGGACCGGAGACAACUUUCCAGGAAUAGAAGCACUGUGUGCCAUCUAUAUCACUUAUGCUGUGAUCAUUUCAGUGGGCAUCCUCGGAAAUGCCAUCCUCAUCAAAGUCUUUUUCAAGACUAAAACCAUGCAAACAGUUCCAAAUAUUUUCAUCACCAGCCUGGCUUUUGGAGACAUGUUACUUCUGCUGACUUGUGUGCCCGUGGAUGCAACCCACUACCUGGCAGAGGGCUGGCUGUUUGGGAAGAUCGGUUGUAAAGUGCUUUCCUUCAUCCGGCUCACUUCUGUCGGUGUGUCAGUGUUCACGCUAACAAUUCUCAGCGCUGACAGAUACAAAGCGGUCGUGAAACCACUUGAGCGACAGCCCUCCAAUGCUCUUCUGAAGACCUGCGCAAAAGCCGGUGGCAUCUGGAUCGUGUCUAUGAUAUUUGCUCUGCCAGAGGCUAUAUUCUCAAAUGUAUACACUUUCCAAGAUCCUAACAGAAAUGUGACAUUUGAGUCAUGUAACUCCUACCCUGUCUCUGAGAGGCUCUUGCAAAAAAUCCAUUCUCUGUUGUGUUUCUUAGUGUUCUAUAUUAUCCCACUCUCGAUUAUCUCUGUCUAUUAUUCUUUGAUUGCCAGGACUCUUUACAAAAGCACCAUGAAUAUACCUACUGAGGAACAAAGCCAUGCCCGAAAGCAGAUUGAGUCCCGGAAGAGAAUUGCCAAAACAGUAUUGGUGCUGGUGGCCCUGUUUGCUGUCUGCUGGUUGCCGACUCACCUCCUGUACCUCUACCACUCCUUCACUUACGAAAGCUAUGAAGACCCCUCGGCCGUUCCUUUCAUUGUCACCAUUUUCUCUCGGGUGCUGGCUUUCAGUAAUUCCUGUGUGAAUCCCUUUGCUCUUUACUGGCUGAGCAAGACCUUCCAGAAGCAUUUUAAAGCUCAGCUCUGCUGCUUCAAGGCAGAGCUGCCUGAGCCUUCUCUUGGUGACACCCCUCUUACCAACCUCACUGUGAUGGGGCGGGUCCCGGGUACUGGGAGCACACAUGUGUCUGAAAUUAGUGUGACCGUGUUCAGUGGCUGUAGCGUGAAGAAGGGAGAGGACAAAGUUUAGCUUUUCCACUGAAAAAAAAAAAUGGUGGUUUUUUAGUCUCAUUGCGUGUAUCCAAUCCGGCUUUAAGGUGUGCAUAGUAUGGUGUCUGGGUUUUUGUUGUUUAUGAAUUGUUUUGAAGUUUUCAGAAUGAAUUAUCCCUGUAAGUAAAAGACAAAACGUCAUUUUCUUCAAGGUGCAAACAGCAAUGCCAUUUGGGCUUUCUAAAUACAAUGAAGCCCACCAAGUAGGGAAAAGCAGGUUUGAAAAUGCCAGUCAACUGUGAAGAACGCUGUAUAGGAGAGAUGGUAAAUGACCAAGACAAAUGUUUAAAAAUCGAAUUGGAGCCCUCCUUUGUGAUGCUCAUCUCUCACGUACUCAUGUGGUUGUCAUAAAAUAGUGUUUGUGCUCAUUGUGUGCUGUAAAUCUAGAGAUUCUACUCCGUAAGUGAGAUCAAAAAGAGAUAAAACAUCUCUCAUGGUGUUUUGUAAAACACACACACACACACACACACACACACACACACACACACACACACACACAUACACACACACGCACACACACGAGUGCACGCACACACGCACGCACGCACGCAUGCACACGUGCGUGCGCGCGCGCGCGCACACACACACGCACAUAUAUAUAUAUACUUUCACAGAGUGACUGCUUUUUUCCUUCAAUCAUCAUUCCACUCUAAGAAGUCUUGCAAUUGAAAUGAAAAGGUUUGAGAGUCGGAGGGUGUUAAGCACUGAGUCUGGGGCAGGGUGCUUCCCUUGCUGGGUCAACACUGCUGACUUUGUGGAUUCUACUGCCAUUGGUUAAUAACUAGACAGAGCCAUCUCUCAUAAACAUUGUGAAGAAUUUGUCUUAAUAGGCAGAACAGAGAGCCAUCGUGUUGGUGGGCCCCAGAGGAAGAUUCCUGUCCAAGUUUCUAAUCUGUCUGAAAUUCUUUCCUUGAAGGAAACUCAUUUUAUUUGGGUGAGCAGUGCCCUCUUUCUAAAAACCUGCAGAACUGCCACUUGGGAUCUCCAUCACCUGGUUGUCCGAGCAUCAUCACAUCAUCUACCUGCUUGAUAUUACUCAACUUGAUGGGUGCCAAAGUCCUAGAGCUCAGCUCUGUUUCUACAAGUCAGACAGAAGGCUCUGACUUUCUAUCCUCUGCUACAACUUGCUAACACAAAUAAGCUUGUUACUCACUGUAAUUGGGGGGGGGGACCUUGUAGUCAGUAGAUUUGCCAGAUUUAAAUUUAUGCUUUCAGAAAAUGUAUUCUUGAAGUAAACUAAAGCUUAUCUUUGGCGCUAUAGUUACAUUUGUAUUUUUAAAAACUUGAUUUUUUUUAGAGUGCUUUUGGUAUUUUUGAGCUUUAAAUGGCUUGUGCCGUUGUGAACUUCUGCUAAUUAUGUGGCUCAAGCGGGGGUGGGACAUAUAUUAACACUGGGAUUUAAAUGUCCUUAAAAUUGGCUUGCUUAAAGUGGGGGUGCUAAUAUCGUAUUAACAUUACUUUAAAAAGUGAGCAAAAUUGUUGUAAAAAAUUUGGA